UUGAUUUGUUCUGUCAGCGUUACAGGGAAUGUACAGAGUUUAUUAACCCUGAUAUUCAGCUAAAUUUAGUUAAAAUAAUGUUUUAUUACCCUAAUGUACUUAAUCACAAAACUGGAUGCUUUGCUACAAUAUGGCUGGCAGCCACAAAGGCCAGAAAGAUGAACCGUCGUGAUCUACUCAAGGUUAACGUUCAGAGUACAUGCACUGACAUUAUGGACUACGUGUUGGUGCGAGUGCCUUCUCUGGCUGCAGGUCUGCCUCGGCCUCGUUUCUCCCUCUACCUGUCGUCCCAGCUGCAGUACGGAAUCGUGCUCGUCUUCCACCGCCAGUGCCAGCUGCUGCUAGAUGAAAUCCAGGAGGCCAUCGACAGACUGCAUCGUUACCACGUACAGGCGCAGAUCGACAUGCUGCCUGAGGAGAUCAGACAAACUCAAACACUUCCUGAUGCUCUCGCUCUUCUGACUGAGACCGAGGGGGCCAGAGAUCCGUUUUUCGGCUCGAUAGAGUUCGGUUUGCCCAGUCCAACUAGCCUCAUGCAGCUGGUUCAGGAAUUGGGUGUGGUUUCACCAGAGAGUCUACAUUCUCCACCAGUGGAAGGCAUCACAGCGAGUCAGGAGUCGAUCACAAUGACCGAGCGGCAGCCUGUUAUCAUGCAAGAGCCUGAGUUUGAAGGGGCGGAGCUGCAGGAGAUCAACAUGAUUGAAAUGUUGCUGGAGCAAUCGGAUCAGUUCCCGGAAGGUGACGAAGAAACAGAGCGUGCGAGGCAGCGCGAGAGAAGAGAAAGAGAUAGAGAAGGAGAAGAGGUUUUAGAGAGGGAACGAGAGCGAGAGGCAGCAGAAGCGGAGAGGACGAGGGAUCUGACGGGGUCUACCCUCAUGGAGCUGGCUCAAAGCACCGAAGUACCAAGCCGAGACAUCGUGUCUGUGGGCGAGGAGGUGGACCUGCCCACUGCGAUGCCCCAGCCAGCCGCGAGAGAGAGGACCCCGGAGCCCGUCACUAUUCCACCAUCUCCACCUACCCCGGAGAGGAGGGAGCGGCGGAGAGAGAGUCCUCGCCUGGAGGAGCUUGUCCCAAUCCCAGAAGCCCCUGCGGAGGGACGAAGGAGGAGGAAGAGGCAGCUGGUUUUUAUGGACGAAGACAUACAGAUAUCCCAGGAAGCACUGCAAGCCCAGAUUAAUGACCCAAGCAUUGAAACCAGACCUUUAGAGGAUGUUCUGAUCAGACCACCUUCUGAAGUGAGCGAGCCGAAGGUUCUUCUCAGUAACCCCUGCAUGAAACUUCCCGCUGAGAUUCUGGAGCUGUGGAAGCAGGGCGCAGUCAUCCCUCGCAUCCCUCCACCUAGACGACGCAAGGAGGCUGAAGAGGACCUGGAGGCUGUACGAGAGAGAGAGAGGGGAAGAGAGGAACAAGAAGAAGGAGAGCUCAGGGAGAUGCCCACAGAGAUGGUGGAGUCAGGCGUCUCCCGAUAUGAUACCCCAGUUUCCUCUCUGGUCAUGGAGGUGACAGACAGAGAAAUCUCACCCUUGGAGACUCCUGAGACUCGACGGUCUCCCGUUCCCGUGUCCGUGUGUGGACUGGAGGACAUUCCAGAGGAGCGAGUCCCUGAACUGGAGGACGUCAUGAUGGAUGUUGAUCCUCUCAAGCGAUUGGCUGCUAUCGGUGAGGAUCAAGCAACGUUUCACUCCCUUCUACCCCCUAGAGUCACACGUAGAACCAUCAGUCAGGCGUUCUGGAGGCUGCUAGAGCGGAUCGACAUGAAAGAGGUCACGGUGCGACAGGACGAGCCGUACGGCGACAUCAUCAUCUACGUGACACAGCAGCCUCGUCAGAUCGAGACGCCGCCCGUGUGAUUGCUUUUUUCUUUUUUUAUUCACAUGCAUUUUUUCUUUUAAACUGUUAAACGUAGAUUGUUUGCGAAGUUCACGAAGAAUUGUAUUAACAUUUUAAACACUAUUACGCCGAAGUGCCGAUUUUAUAUAACGAAAUGUUGUCGACUCCGAAUGAAUUUAUUUAUUUGUUAUUUUUAAAGGAUUGAAAUCGAGUUCCGCUUCACGAUUGAUUCUUUGCUAAACUCGUAUUAAACGUAUUUAAAGUUAAACGUUAUCAGUAAUUAAAGGAUUUAUUAUGUGUGUAUUUUACAUUCUUUCUUCUUUUUAACCUGUUUUUACAGUUUAAUGUAACGAGUCAUGUGCUGUUUUAUUAUUUGGUAUAAAAUAUUAUUAAAUGAACUAAAGGUCACAUGGUUUGGAUUGUCAAAGGAACAUGAAACAACACUUUUUUUUGUGGCUUUGGAAAGUGAAAUAUUUUAUUGUGUGUGUCCAAAAAAAGUUGAGAAAUAAAUACAAAUGUUUACAAAAUGACAGAAAAAUACGAACUCGAGUGACUUUAUAUGGAUGAAUGUGUUCAUAAGACUUUCUUAACGUCGUACUUAAAGGU
Messenger RNA from Tachysurus vachellii, 2436 nucleotides. RefSeq names its product meiotic recombination protein REC8 homolog. The coding region runs from base 78 to 1850 and encodes 590 amino acids. Lineage: Eukaryota; Metazoa; Chordata; Actinopteri; Siluriformes; Bagridae. The transcript has 18 exons. Gene Ontology annotation, molecular function: protein binding; chromatin binding. Gene Ontology annotation, biological process: synaptonemal complex assembly; mitotic sister chromatid cohesion; replication-born double-strand break repair via sister chromatid exchange. Gene Ontology annotation, cellular component: synaptonemal complex; cohesin complex. The record is from RefSeq and is a predicted model, not a curated record.